Lepus europaeus (European hare) is the source of this 942-nucleotide messenger RNA. RefSeq names its product olfactory receptor 1M1. NCBI's taxonomy places the organism in Eukaryota, Metazoa, Chordata, Mammalia, Lagomorpha, Leporidae. Gene Ontology annotation, biological process: G protein-coupled receptor signaling pathway. Gene Ontology annotation, cellular component: membrane. The transcript has a single exon. Bases 1 to 942 code for a protein of 313 amino acids. Gene Ontology annotation, molecular function: olfactory receptor activity; G protein-coupled receptor activity. The record is from RefSeq and is a predicted model, not a curated record.
AUGGAACCAAGGAAUCGAACUAGCACGGCUGAAUUCAUCCUUCUGGGUCUUUCAGAGAGGCCAGAGCGAGAGACCCUCCUCUUUUCUCUGUUCCUCUGCAUGUAUGUGGUCACAGCCGUGGGCAACCUGUUGAUCAUCGUGGCCAUCAGCUCGGACUCCCACCUCCACACGCCCAUGUACUUCUUCCUGGCCAACCUCUCCUGGGUUGAUUUCUGCCUGGCCACCGACACUGUCCCCAAGAUGCUGGUGAACAUCCAGACCAAGAGCAGGUCCAUCUCCUAUUCUUGCUGCCUGACCCAGAUGUACUUCUUCCAUUUCUUCGGCAUCAUGGACAGUGUCCUAAUAGCCGUGAUGGCUUAUGACCGCUUUGUGGCCAUUUGCCAUCCCUUACACUAUGCCACCAUCAUGAGCCCACGCCUCUGUGGCCUCCUAGUGGGUGGCCCGUGGCUGUUCUCCUGCCUCAUCUCUCUCACCCACAUCCUUCUCAUGACUCGCCUGGUUUUCUGUGGCCACAACGAGCUGCCCCACUACUUCUGUGACCUCACUCCCCUCCUCCGGCUUUCCUGCACGGACACAACUGCCAACAAGAUCUUCGUGCUCCUCGUGGCUGGGAUGGUGAUAGCCACGCCCUUCGUCUGCAUCCUGGCCUCCUACGCUCGCAUCAUCGUGGCCGUAGCGAAGGUCCCCUCUGCGGGUGGCAGAAGGAAAGCUUUUUCCACCUGCGGCUCCCACCUCUCCGUGGUAGCUCUGUUCUACGGGACGACCAUUGGGGUCUACCUGUGUCCCUCCUCUGUCCGCACGGCCGUGAAAGAGAAGGCUUCGGCCGUAAUGUACACAGCAGUCACCCCUAUGCUGAACCCCUUUAUCUACAGCCUGAGAAACAGGGACCUCAAGGGGGCCCUGAGGAAGCUCAUCUCCAGGAAGAUCACCUCGUCUCCAUGA